AUAAAUAUACAGUCUGGUGGUUGAUUUAGAGAAUCAUCGGCUCAUUUUCUCUUCGUCACUGAUACUAUCCUUCGAACUAUAAAGAGGAAGAUCGUUGGGUAUUUUUGUGUCUUCUUUGAAUCUCAGCAGGAGUUUUAAAGAGGGACCAAUAUGGAAGACCGUUGCAUGAUCAAGAACGAUGUCGCUGAAUUGAUUGGUAACACACCAAUGGUGUAUCUGAACAAGGUUGUUGACGGUUGUGUAGCACGUAUAGCCGCCAAGCUUGAGAUGAUGCAGCCUUGCUCUAGUGUCAAAGACAGAAUCGCUUAUAGUAUGAUCAAAGAUGCAGAAGAGAAAGGAUUGAUCAAGCCUGGAGAGAGUACAUUGAUAGAGCCAACGGCUGGUAACACUGGGAUCGGUUUAGCCUGCAUAGGAGCAGCAAGAGGAUAUAAAGUAACACUUCUGAUGCCUUCAACGAUGAGCUUAGAGAGAAGAAUCAUUCUAAAAGCUUUAGGUGCAGAGCUUCAUCUCACAGAUAUGAGCAUAGGCAUUAAAGGAUUGUUGGAGAAAACCGAAGAGAUACUAAACAAAACUCCUGGUGGUUUCGUUCCACAACAAUUUGAGAACCCUGCAAACCCUGAGAUUCAUUACCAAACCACUGGUCCGGAGAUAUGGAGAGAUUCAGCAGGGAAAGUAGAUAUUUUUGUUGCUGGUGUUGGAACUGGUGGAACGGUUACUGGAGUUGGGAAGUUUCUUAAGGAGAUGAAUAAAGACAUCAAGGUUUGUGCUGUGGAACCUACAGAAAGUCCAGUACUCAGUGGAGGAGAACCAGGUCGACAUUUGAUCCAAGGAAUUGGUGCUGGUAUCAUACCAGCCAAUUUGGAUUUAACCAUUGUUGAUGAAAUCAUUCAAGUGACAGGUGAGGAAGCUAUUGAAACAGCCAAGCUUCUUGCUCUCAAAGAAGGAUUGUUGGUGGGAAUAUCCUCUGGAGCAGCAGCAGCUGCUGCGUUGAAGGUUGCAAAGCGGCCAGAAAACGCUGGCAAACUCAUUGCGGUAAUUUUCCCCAGCGGAGGAGAACGUUAUUUAUCUACCAAACUGUUUGAUUCUGUUAGAUACGAAGCAGAGAAUUUACAGAUUCAGUGAGUGGCGAUUCGGUUUUGGUACAAAGUGUUUGUACCAAGAUUACAGUCUGGUUGUUCCUAAUCAUUGUAACAUCUAUAAACGUUAACUAAUAAAUGAACAACAUCAAUAAGACAGAACCUGUUUUAUAAA
Messenger RNA from Raphanus sativus (radish), 1251 nucleotides. RefSeq names its product bifunctional L-3-cyanoalanine synthase/cysteine synthase D2-like. The coding region runs from base 151 to 1122 and encodes 323 amino acids. Gene Ontology annotation, cellular component: cytoplasm. The record is from RefSeq and is a predicted model, not a curated record. The transcript is spliced from 10 exons. NCBI's taxonomy places the organism in Eukaryota, Viridiplantae, Streptophyta, Magnoliopsida, Brassicales, Brassicaceae. Gene Ontology annotation, molecular function: cysteine synthase activity.